AUGGGGAUGUCCACAUCCAUUCCUGAUGUUGCAGUGCAGGCCUCAACUGCUUCAGAGCAUUACGUAAGCUCUCCACCUCCAGAAUGCCCAACGCACCAAGUAAAAGAAAAACGCUGUCCAUUGAAUAAAAACCCAUCUGAUAAACCUUGUGGAAGUCAAUCUAAUUCAGUACCUGCACAUCAGGAUCAAGCAUAUGAAUAUGUGGAAUGUCCUGUAACAGCUGGCCAUCAUAGUAAAGAUAAUAUAGAUCCUUCAGACAUGAUGCCACCACCUAAUCAGACACUAUCAUCAAUUCCCAGGGCAGAUUCAGAAAAAAAGUGGGUUUACCCUUCAGAACAGAUGUUUUGGAAUGCCAUGUUAAGAAAAGGGUGGAAAUGGAAAGAUGAUGACAUCAGUCAGAAAGAUAUGUAUAAUAUUACUAAGAUUCACAAUCAGAAUAAUGAACAGGCUUGGAAGGAGAUUUUAAAAUGGGAAGCUCUUCAUGGUGCUGAGUGCCAUUGUGGGCCAACACUGAUCCGAUUUGGAGGCAAAGCUAAGGACUAUUCACCAAGAGCUAAAAUUUGCUCAUGGAUGGGAUAUGAAUUGCCAUUAGACAGAAAUGACUGGAUUGUUAAUCAUUGUGGAACAGAAGUUAGAUAUGUUAUUGAUUAUUAUGAUAGUGGAUAA
Molecule: messenger RNA, 666 nt
Organism: Dromiciops gliroides (monito del monte)
Lineage: Eukaryota; Metazoa; Chordata; Mammalia; Microbiotheria; Microbiotheriidae
Product: holocytochrome c-type synthase-like
Exons: 1
Coding region: 1-666 (221 amino acids)
Biological process (GO): cytochrome c-heme linkage
Cellular component (GO): mitochondrion
Molecular function (GO): holocytochrome-c synthase activity
Source: RefSeq, a predicted model, not a curated record